Amphibalanus amphitrite is the source of this 4394-nucleotide messenger RNA. RefSeq names its product b(0,+)-type amino acid transporter 1-like (gene sbm). Bases 293 to 1822 code for a protein of 509 amino acids. Gene Ontology annotation, biological process: amino acid transmembrane transport. Lineage: Eukaryota; Metazoa; Arthropoda; Thecostraca; Balanomorpha; Balanidae. Gene Ontology annotation, cellular component: membrane. The transcript has 12 exons. The record is from RefSeq and is a predicted model, not a curated record. Gene Ontology annotation, molecular function: L-amino acid transmembrane transporter activity.
ACGGCCACGGCGCGGAGGCCCCUGGGGGUUCAGUCUGCCCGGACACACGAUCCCCCAACGGGCCGGCGCGGUGGGAGGCGGGUGGUUGGCUGCCUGCCGGCCGGCCGCUAGGUCUGCGCUGAAUACCGGCCGGCCGCGCGUGCGCGCCUGGGGCUAUGAGCGCGUGACCGGCGUCUGCCGCCCAGCGCUGGCAGAGUGACCGGGGGUGUUGGGUGCCGUCAGAGAGGCAGGACGCCAUAGUGUAUCACCGGCGCCGCCACCGAUUCAUGAUAGAGCGCCUCACGGCGAAGAAAUGCAAAAGAAGCAUGGUCAGUCAGCUGGAGGGCAUCUCAAUGGAAGUGUACAGACGAACGGUGGCUCCGGCCAGCUGUCUGACUUAUCCGAAGGAGAAGCUGGUGACGUGCUGGCGCCACCCGCACCAGAUGAGGGCAACGCUACGCACCUCGAGAGAAGGGUGGGACUCUUCUCUGGGGUUGCUCUAAUUGUCGGCACCAUGAUCGGAUCUGGGAUCUUUGUGUCCCCCAAGGGUGUGCUGGAGCGCACCGGAUCCGUCGGAAUGUGUCUUGUCGUGUGGAUGGGAUGUGGUGUCCUCUCCACAUUGGGCGCGCUGGCGUACGCCGAGCUGGGCACGGUGAUCCCGUCCUCUGGCGCCGAGUAUGUGUACCUGCUGGUGGGCCUGGGCAACCUGCCGGCCUUCGUCUUCUCUUGGGUGUGCUCGUUCGUGCUGAAGCCGAGCAUGCUGGCCAUCAUCUGCCUCUCGUUCGCCGAGUACCUGGUGGAGGCGUUUGUGGAGGAGUGCGAGCCUCCCGCCCAGGUGGUCACCCUGGUCGGAGUACUCACUAUCGGUGGCAUCACGUUCAUCAACUGCUUCAGCGUCACGCUGGCGACCAAGGUGCAGAACGUCUUCACUGCCGCCAAGCUGAUCGCCAUCGCCAUCAUCGUCGUCGGCGGCAUGUACUCUCUGGCCGAGGGCAACACGCAGUACCUGCGCCAGGGUUUCGAGCACACCACUAGUUCGGUGAGCGAUGUGGCCACGGCCUUCUACAGCGGUCUGUGGGCCUACGACGGCUGGAACAACCUCAACUACGUCACAGAGGAGAUCAAAAAUCCGUCCAGGAACCUGCCUCUGGCCAUCAUCAUCGGCCUGCCGUUGGUAACCGCCUGCUACCUGCUGGUCAACAUCUCCUACCUGGCCGUCAUGUCGCCCAUCGAGCUCCUCCAGUCAGAUGCCGUCGCCGUGACGUUCGGUAAUCGCAUCCUCGGUGUAAUGGCUUGGCUGAUGCCUCUGGCAGUCACCAUGUCCACUUUCGGCGCCGCCAACGGAACCUGCUUCACAUCGGGAAGGCUGUGCUACGCCGCCGCUCGUCAGGGCCAUCUGGUGGACAUCCUCAGCUACGUCCACGUCCGCCGCCUCACCCCGUCCCCCGCACUCAUCUUCAACGCCAUCAUCGCCAUUGCCAUGAUCGUGGCCGGCGACAUCGGCAGCCUGAUCGACUUCUUCAGCUUCACCGUGUGGAUCUUCUACGGCAUGGCCAUGGCGGCGCUGAUCGUCAUGCGUCGCACCAAGCCGGACGCGCCGCGCCCCUAUAAGGUUCCGAUCGUGAUCCCCUGGCUGGUGCUGUUCAUGUCCAUCUACCUGGUGGUGGGACCGAUCAUCGACGCGCCGCAGAUCGAGUACCUGUACGCGCUGGGCUUUGUGCUGGCCGGACCGCUCGUCUACAUACCAUUUGUCCAUUACAAGUGGACGCCGGCGUUUGUUGGGAAGACGACCCUUUUCUUCCAAAAGCUGCUGGAGGUCGUCCCGACAUCUUACGACGACUAGUCGGUACCACCAAAGUCGUCUGGAAAGACUGACAGUCGCUCAAAGUGACCCAGACCUCGUUGUCAGCGGCGACAACCGGCCUAACCAGACGGCAAGCGUAGAAACAGCGACCCAGCCUGUUUUACCAUCACGAUACAGAAGAAUGAACACGGCGAUCGAGAGUUAAGCGAUGGCAGAAGAUCAGAACAGCUAGAUGGCACUGGUGUACGAAAGUAGGAACGGGCAAGCUGCAAUCUCAAUCGUGUGAACGUCUUUCAUUGCUGCGUAUUCUUCUUUUGUACGUGCACGCAAGGUGACUAGUUUCUUUUGAAUUAAGUGUGCUGGUGUGAAGUCGGUUUGUUUUUCCUUUGCUUCCUUGUCUCGCACUUUGAUCCUUUAUUUUCUUGCCAGAGGUUGAUGCUGGUCAGAGCGUGAGGAGUCAAUGCUAAGAGGUUCAGUUGUGCCAAUAAUUGGCACAAAUCGUGCGAUAAAGCAUACCAAUUAAAGAUCAUUUGUUGCUUUUACCUUCUUAACCAGCUUUGAGCUUACCAAUUCAUUUAUGGUAAGUUCGCAUAAAGAUCAUCAUCAUACUCUACUUUUACUGAUGCCUUUUAUGAUAACCAAAGGUUUGUGUUCAGUUCUUAAAGACGCUAUGGUGUUUUUUUAUUGAAAGUAAACUUGAGUUACCGGAAAAUUUUGCUUAAGUUUGGUAAUGCCAUAGCCACAAAAAAGUCAAAAUUCCUUAUGAGCGACAGUGGCUCGACUCACCCGAAUGCGUAAAAAUAACAAGUAUGUUGUUCUGGGCCCCACCUAUUACAAAGUUAGCAGCCAGAUUUGCCUAGGAAGAGAAGACGGCUCUCUCACUACUGAAGAUCAAAUCAUUCCGAGAGGCAAGCCGUCAGAAACCAUCAGAACGUAGCCUUCGAGUGGGCUACUGUGAGCUCUGGAUAUCCUAAUCGGUAGCACCCCACGUUAUCCUUGCUUAUAGCCACUGUGGACAGCAGUGAGCUAUCCUAUGAUACCAAAAUCGCGAUUUACUGACCUGUUUUAUGCUUCUGAAUCGACGAUUUUACAGAAGAUAUAAAUUGUUUUUUUUUUUAAAUAUUGUGCGUGACAAAGCCUCUUGUUUCAUCCCUAGAGCGAAAAAUAGUAUUAAAAAAUUGUAUCCGCAUGCUGAUGCCAAAACCACCGCACGAUUGUCGAUUCAAUCUUAUAAAACUGACCCGGCGGCAGCGGUAUAUGACCACUCCUCUCCCGUGUGACUGAGGGCACCCAGUGUGGCCGGCACGGCGGACAGAGGAACCAGGAGUGGGGUCCACCCGGACCCGCGGGGGACUCUGCGGACCCAGGUGGGACCCGCUCGAAUGAUUCUGACCGCCGUUUGGCAACGCCGGGCUCCCCCGGCCAGCACGGAUUGGGAAAGGACGUACCUUGCCGCCGGUCACCCCUCGUAGCAGCACUUUGUUAUAUUUUGUAUUGUUGCUCGAGUAUUUUUGUACUCGGAGGAUGGCAGUGGGCUAGCGGCGGCAGGUCGCGGGGAGUGCAGAAGAGGCGGCAAAGCUCGAUGUUGUGCUCGUGGGCCGUGCUAGUAGUGACUGCUGCGCCUUAAUGGCUAGAUGUCUUCGCAACGAUGGCAGUAGCAAUCGGAUGUCUCUGCUACUCUGUGCUAUUCGCGUUACAUUGUCAAUGUAUAGGAAUACAGGGUGCUGAGCAAGGCUGGCUGCGCUCCAGAGCCGAUAUAUCGUACUAGUGUGACUUUAUAUAUCUUCUGUUGUUCUGUUGUCUAUUAUCUACUUUACAUGGCUCCAAAAAGGAUCAUUCCCGAGCCUGAAACUGAUGAUAUCGUUAGAGACUUGCCUCCUUUCUAGACGAGCAAAGGUUAGAUCAGUUUGCACCGCUGCCCCUUUCCCCGGUAGUUAGUUUUGUGUGUGCGAUCAGCGGUAAACGGGACUGCUGCGGUCGAACAGUCGUAUACCCUUGCGACCAGUUCGGUCCCACUGGCCGCGACCGACCGAGAGUGAUGGCGCCGCGUCGCGCUGAGCCGUGCUGCGCUCCACUGUAGAUGCGAUAUUUAGCCGUAGUAAGGUGAGACGAUCCCUGGGUUGUGUGGGCUCAGAGACCGUAUGAGAGUGUGGAAGAGGAAGGUUUGUGUGUGUCGGCUGCUGAUCAUGUCGACUCGCUGAAUGACUGAUGAUGUGACGCUGUGGAAGGGCAAGCGUUGAUGUGAGAGGAGACUGAAGGCGUAUAUGUAAAACCAAACAUUUAUCCCACCGAUUCCGCACGUAAAACUAAUAUCAGCGACACCUACUGCUAAAAAACGCGACCGUCGCGCAGCAGGACGUGACAUGUGCCGAAGUGGCACCUGCCAAAGGCACCAGCGUUAUAUCUGAUGUUCGUUACACCACAGAGGAAAUGGAUGUGAGGUAAUUGACGAGGAGAGCUGUGCAGCGAUGUUUUGCGAUGAUGACUGGUUGUUCGGCAGCAAUAUGGCGGGGCGUGCUGUGAAGUAAAACUGGCAUGGCUGCGGCAGGGUCGUCGCUGAUUAAGAUAGCAUUAAAUAUGCUGUUUGUUAUUCAAUAAACGUGUGAAUCGA